GUUCCCGGCGGCAGCGGAAGGGGCGGGGCCGGGGCCGGGCGGCGGAGGGCACCGCUGCUCCUCUCCCGGCGGCGGGGGGCUCCUGCGGCGUCACCCCAAUGGCGGCACUGGUGCGAGCGGCGGGGAGAGCACUGCUGGGCCGGGCCGCGCCCCUGCUCCGGGUCGAUCGGGGUGUUAGCAGUGGCGGCGGGCCGCGGUGGGGGCCCGUGCGGCCCGGCCUCCCCGUGCCCCUCUCCUCGCCCCUGGCGGGGCUCACCCGCGCCAUCCGCAUCAAGGAGCCCCCGAAGCCCAAGCAGGUCGACCGGUGGACGGAAAAACGGGCCUUGUUCGGGGUGUACGACAACGUGGGGAUCCUGGGUGACUUCCAGAUCCACCCAAAGAAGCUCAUCGUGGGGCCCAGGUGGCUGCGAGGCUGGCGGGGGAAUGAGUUGCAGAGGUGCAUCCGCAAGAAGCAGGUGGUGGGAGAUCGGAUGUUUGUAGAGGACUAUCACAAACUCAACAAGAGGAUCCGGUACUUGUACAGGCGCUUCAAUCGCACCGGGAAACACCGUUAGGAGCAAGCGUUGGUUCGGUCCAUGGAGUGUGGUUUUGUGGCACCACGGUCAGAAUAAAGCCAGCUUUCACACA
Molecule: messenger RNA, 627 nt
Organism: Tyto alba (common barn owl)
Lineage: Eukaryota; Metazoa; Chordata; Aves; Strigiformes; Tytonidae
Gene: MRPL51
Product: mitochondrial ribosomal protein L51
Exons: 2
Coding region: 99-554 (151 amino acids)
Biological process (GO): translation
Cellular component (GO): mitochondrial large ribosomal subunit
Molecular function (GO): structural constituent of ribosome
Source: RefSeq, a predicted model, not a curated record